Messenger RNA from Caenorhabditis briggsae, 429 nucleotides. It is a transcript of the gene Cbr-rnp-4, whose product is annotated as Protein CBR-RNP-4. Gene Ontology annotation, cellular component: exon-exon junction complex; cytoplasm; nucleus. Bases 1 to 429 code for a protein of 142 amino acids. The transcript is spliced from 3 exons. Gene Ontology annotation, molecular function: mRNA binding. Lineage: Eukaryota; Metazoa; Nematoda; Chromadorea; Rhabditida; Rhabditidae. Gene Ontology annotation, biological process: RNA splicing. The record is from RefSeq and is a predicted model, not a curated record.
AUGGGUGACAACGACGUUGAGAUGGAGGACGUGGUGGUCAACGCUGAGAAAUCGAAGGGCAGAGGACUUGCACAGACCCGAAAUCGUGAAAAGAUCACAUACGACGUUGUCGAUGAGGAGUCAACUGCUGCCAGUGGUGGACCACAAAGAUCUGUCGAAGGAUGGAUUGUGUUUGUGACGAACAUCCACGAGGAAGCCACUGAGGAUGAUGUGCACGACAAGUUUUCCGAGUACGGAAAAAUCAAAAACAUUCAUCUGAAUCUCGACAGAAGAACUGGAUUUUUGAAGGGAUAUGCGCUCGUUGAGUACGAAACGCAGAAGGAAGCUAGCGAAGCAAUCGAGAAAAGCAACGACACUGAUUUGCUCGGACAGAACGUGAAGGUUGACUGGUGUUUCAUCAAGGGAAAGAAAACAUCUGGAAGACGUUAA